Molecule: messenger RNA, 6115 nt
Organism: Lutra lutra (Eurasian river otter)
Lineage: Eukaryota; Metazoa; Chordata; Mammalia; Carnivora; Mustelidae
Gene: MYRF
Product: myelin regulatory factor
Exons: 27
Coding region: 165-3620 (1151 amino acids)
Biological process (GO): positive regulation of DNA-templated transcription; protein autoprocessing; central nervous system myelin maintenance
Cellular component (GO): endoplasmic reticulum membrane; nucleus
Molecular function (GO): DNA-binding transcription factor activity; sequence-specific DNA binding
Source: RefSeq, a predicted model, not a curated record
GGGGGCCGGGCCAGGGCCGCGCGAGGGGCGAGCGCGGCGGCGGGCCGGGCGGGACCGUGGCCGGAGCUGAGCCGGGACUGUCGCGCGGGCCGCGCCGGCGAUGCCGCGCCCCCGGGCCGGGCUGUAGCGGGGCCGCGGCCGAGCGCGCGCCGAGCAGGCCGGCCAUGGAGGUGGUGGACGAGACCGAGGCGCUGCAGCGCUUCUUCGAAGGCCACGACAUCAAUGGGGCCCUGGAGCCCUCCAACAUAGACACCAGCAUCCUGGAGGAGUACAUCAGCAAGGAGGAUGCCUCUGACCUCUGUUUCCCUGACAUCUCUGCUCCAGCCAGUGCAGCCUCCUACCCCCACGGGCCGCCUACGAUCCCUGGCUCCAGCGGGGGCCACCACCUGAGCCCCCCUGGGGGCGGACCGUCCCCGGGACGCCACGGCUCCCUCCCCGCCCCGAGCUACAGCGCCCCGCUCAACUGCAACAACAAUGCUAUGGCUAGCGCUCCCAAGCCCUUCCUGGGGGGCUCUGGGCCCCCCAUCAAGGCAGAGCCCAAGGCUCCCUAUGCCCCAGGCACGCUGCCGGAUUCUCCCCCAGACUCGGGCUCCGAGGCCUACUCCCCCCAGCAGGUGAAUGACUCCCAUCUCCUGCGCACCAUAACCCCUGAGACCCUGUGCCACGUGGGCGUGCCUCCUCGCCUGGAGCACCCACCUCCACCUCCGGCCCACCUCCCAGGCCCCCCGCCGCCCCCGCCCCCCCCACCUCACUACCCAGUCCUGCCGCGGGACCUGUACAUGAAGGCCGAGCCCCCUAUGCCCACCUAUGCUGCCAUGGGGCAGGGGCUUGUGCCCAGCGAUCUGCACCACACUCAGCAGUCCCAGAUGCUACACCAGCUGCUGCAGCAGCACGGAGCUGAGCUCCCCGCACACCCCUCCAAGAAGAGGAAGCACUCCGAAUCACCUUCCAACACCCUCAAUGCCCAGAUGCUGAAUGGAAUGAUCAAACAGGAGCCCGGGACCGCAGCGACGCUGCCCCCACACCCAGCUCGAGCCCCAUCCCCACCCUGGCCUCCCCAGGGCCCCCUCUCACCAGGGCCCGGCUCCUUGCCCCUCAGCAUCGCCCGGGUCCAGACACCGCCUUGGCACCCGCCAGGGGCACCCUCACCAGGUCUCCUGCAGGACAGUGAUAGCCUCAGUGGCUCCUACCUGGACCCCAAUUACCAGUCCAUCAAGUGGCAACCGCAUCAGCAGAACAAGUGGGCCACGCUGUAUGACGCAAACUACAAGGAGCUGCCCAUGCUCACCUACCGUGUAGACGCCGACAAGGGCUUCAACUUCUCGGUGGGCGAUGACGCGUUCGUGUGCCAGAAGAAGAACCACUUCCAGGUCACGGUGUACAUCGGCCUGCUGGGCGAGCCCAAGUACGUCAAGACGCCCGAAGGCCUCAAGCCCCUUGACUGCUUCUACCUGAAACUGCACGGAGUGAAGCUGGAGGCCCUGAACCAGUCCAUCAAUAUUGAGCAGUCCCAGUCGGACCGGAGCAAGCGGCCCUUUAACCCUGUGACGGUCAACCUGCCCCCUGAGCAGGUCACGAAGGUGACCGUGGGGCGCCUGCACUUCAGCGAGACCACUGCCAACAACAUGCGCAAGAAGGGCAAACCCAACCCCGACCAGAGGUACUUCAUGCUGGUGGUGGCCCUCCAGGCCCACGCACAGAACCAGAACUACACGCUGGCUGCCCAGAUCUCAGAACGCAUCAUCGUGAGGGCCUCCAACCCCGGCCAGUUUGAGAGUGACAGCGACGUGCUGUGGCAGCGGGCGCAGGUGCCCGACACUGUCUUCCACCAUGGUCGUGUGGGCAUCAACACGGACAGGCCUGACGAGGCGCUGGUCGUGCACGGCAACGUCAAGGUCAUGGGCUCUCUCAUGCACCCGUCGGACCUGCGAGCCAAGGAGCACGUGCAGGAGGUGGACACCACCGAGCAGCUAAAGAGGAUCUCGCGCAUGCGGCUGGUGCACUACAGAUACAAGCCGGAGUUCGCCGCCACGGCUGGCAUCGAGGGCACAGCGCCAGAGACGGGUGUCAUCGCCCAGGAAGUGAAGGAGAUCCUGCCGGAGGCCGUGAAGGACACUGGAGACGUUGUCUUUGCCAAUGGGAAAACCAUAGAGAACUUCUUGGUGGUGAACAAGGAGCGCAUCUUCAUGGAGAACGUGGGGGCUGUGAAGGAGCUGUGCAAGCUCACGGACAACCUGGAGACGCGCAUUGACGAGCUGGAGCGCUGGAGCCACAGGCUGGCCAGACUGCGGCGGCUGGACAGCCUCAAGUCCACCGGCAGCUCGGGCGCGUUCAGCCAUGCGGGGAGUCAGUUCAGCCGAGCGGGCAGUGUCCCCCACAAGAAGAGGCCCCCCAAGGUGGCUAGCAAGCCAUCUUCUGUGGUCCCAGACCAGGCCUGCAUCAGUCAGCGCUUUCUGCAGGGAACCAUCAUCGCCCUGGUGGUGGUCAUGGCCUUCAGCGUGGUGUCCAUGUCCACACUGUACGUGCUGAGCCUGCGCACCGAGGAGGACCUGGUAGAAACCGAUGGCUCUUUUGCCGUGUCCACUUCCUGUCUUCUGGCCCUGCUCCGGCCCCAGCACCCUGGGGGGAGUGAGGCCAUGUGCCCAUGCAGGUCCAGCCAGAGCUUCGGGACCACCCAGCUCCGACAGUCCCCUGUGACCACUGGGGUGCCAGGCACACCACCCUCUUUGCUGCUGGUUACCACUGGCCUGACCAGCUCGGCCCCGGGUCCGGUCAUCCCCACCUUGGACCUGUGCUCCAGCCACCCCUGCCCGGUCGUCUGCUGCUCCUCAGCCACUCCUAGCCCUACCGCAGCCCCUAGUCUUGGCCCCAGCUUUAAACCUGGCCACGGCCUCAGCCCCAGUCCCAGCCCCUCCACCAACAGCUCAGGCCCCAGCCAGAUGGCGUUGCUGCCAGUCACCAACAUCAGAGCCAAGUCGUGGAGCCUGUCAGCCAAUGGUAUUGGCCACUCCAAGCGUCCAAAGAGCUCAGAGCCUCUGGCCAGCCCUGCGGUCCCCUUCCCUGGAGGGCAGGGCAAAGCCAAGAACAGCCCCAGCCUUGGCCUCCAUGGCCGGACCCGCCGAGGGGUCCCCCAACCUGGCCUGAGCCCUGCUCAGCCCACUCAGCCCCGGGGCCAGCCAGCCUCUCUCCUUGCAGACGCAGUGCCCUCCCUGACCUCCAUCCAGGUGCUGGAGACUUCAAUGCCCAUCACUUCCCAGUACUGCGCUCCAGGGGAUGCCUGCAGGCCUGGAAACUUCACGUACCGCAUCCCCGUCAGCAGCAGCACCCCGCUACACCUCAGCCUGACUCUGCAGAUGAACUCUUCGUCUCCCGUGUCUGUGGCGCUGUGCAGCCUGAUGUCGAAGGAGGAGCCGUGCGAGGAGGGGGGCUUCCCACAGAGCCUGCACACCCACCAGGACACCCAGGGCACCUCCCACCAGUGGCCAGUAACGAUCCUGUCUUUCCGAGAAUUCACCUACCACUUCCGGGUGGCACUGCUGGGUCAGGCCAACUGCAGCGCAGAGGCCCCGGUCCGGCCAGCCACAGACUACUACUUCCAUUUCUACCGCCUGUGUGAUUGAGCUGCCGUCCCCGAGGCGGCACCACAGCCAGGCCGGGGCACCGUGUGCCCCUUCCGCACUGGACGCGGCUGCGUUACCCUGGAGCCUGCCACCCGCCCAGCUCUCUGCUGCUCACUGGCACAUCCCUUGGAGACUGAUCUGGGCUUGGCCCUCCCCACGACUGGGGAAACUGGAAGUCCUCACACUGGAGUUGCUGUUCCUGCUGGUCGCCCCUCACGCGCUGCAUGGGGAGCCAGGGAGACCUCCUGGGGCCGGGACAGGACCAGUUUGUCUGUGUCUGUCCAGCUCCGGUGGUUGGAGGAGUGGCUGCAGGGGCCUUGGAGGCAAGGGUAAGCCUGUGACUGUCCAGAGCCUACCCGCCUACUCUCCCCUCUUGAGACUGUGAGCUGCCCCUCUUCUGGAGUGGGGGACCUGCUGCCUUUGACUUGGCUGGAGCCCUAAAAGACUUGGCUGGAUCCGUGAGUCCGCGGAGAAUAUAUAGCUCUUACCCUCGAAGCUGCUCCCUGGGGGGUGGCGAGGUGGUGGACUUUUUGGGGUUUGACUGUUACGCUGGACUUGGGACUUUGAAGCUUUAAGUGUGGCCCAGGAGGUCUCUUCUCCCUGGGAGCACUGGCUCCCGAGAGCUCCCAGGGCAACUGAAGCCAGCCCUGGAUGGGCUGGAAAGACUGACCAUGUGCCUUACGUAUACUUAGUGCCUGGCUGAACCAGUGCAGGGGGCCAGGGGGCCCGGUUAGCCUUGGACCCUUGAAACCUGGAGUAUCCUGGAAGAGAAGUUCCCCGUGAUCCUCCCCUGCCCCCAGUGAGUGUUGCAGCCCCACGGCCUGGGCUCCUAGGAGCUUCCAGAGCUUAUAGUCACAGCUGGGACCCAUCAUUAUCUCUGAGCAGAGGAGCGGGAAUCCCUGCAAGGCAGCGGGCUGGUCUUGGCUGGUACGUGGAGUCAAACAGCUUUUGCUGUUAUUGAUGAAGUAAUUACUAAAAUGCACUUAAGCCGGGGCAGGAGUGGAAGGAUGGAGAAGGAAAGGCUGGAGAAGUACAGAGCUCUCGGGAGACACUUCACCAGACAGGGCCCUGGCUCUGGUCCGUCCCAGGGAGGCUUCAGACACCCAUCCUGCUCCCGACCACCGCGAUUCUGGCUUCUCCCUCCUCUCUUGUCUGCUGGCGACUUUGUCUCCCCAGAUCGAGGCUCCCAUGUUGGGCUCAACUAGCCCACGGCUGGCAGGAGACUCCAUCUCCGCCCUCUCCCCCUGGAGGUGGAGCAGUGGGCUUGUGUUGCUGAAGUCUUAACUCAAGUGCCAGUGUUACAGGAACCGUCCUUAGUGGGAGCCUGGAGCGUUCUGAGGUCAAAGCCAGGCUCACCGAAAGAGUGUGGGAAGCAUUUAGCCACACCUACACGGGUCCAGUAAGGGGAAGAGGAAUCGCCACCCCUGCCCCUCGGUAUUCUGCCACCUCUUUGGGAACCAGGCCUUACCCCUCUCCGACCUCUCAUUCUCAGCUCUGAAUGGGAGACCUUUCUGUGGGGAGUGGAAAUCUUUGAGAAGCCUGUGAGGCGCAGGCCCUCUUCGGCCACGGGUCUCAAAGCACUUAUCCUCAGGGGAAUUGGGGGAUAGGGACACCCCAGCUCCCAGCUCCCUCAUUGACAUAGGAAUUACAUGGCUCCCCACACCAUGCAGGGGCCGGGCCUUACUUAGGACUACUCUGUUCUCCAUCCACCCGCACUGGGCGGCGGGGGGUGACCCUCCUGAAAUGCCUUAAAACUGGUGAGCCCCACCCUUUGUAAUAGGAUUCUGGGGCUUCCUUAGUGAGGGUGCCUGUCUGUGGACUGUGGCCCCUCAGUCCUUAACUGGAAAGUGACCCUCCACUGCCCCUGGAGCCCUUCUGGACACAGCACAGCCCCAAUCUGGUUAGCAGCUGGCUGUUUCCAUGCCUGAGGAGGGAUCCUCAGUGCAAGGAUUGGGGCCAAGCUGGGGCUCCAAGCUGCUUGGGAGGUGGGGGGGGGGGGUCAACCUUGGACCAAAGUUGCCUUAAGCCCAUGAAGGUAAAAGGGCUUCAGGGAAGGGGAGUGGGUCACCUGCUGGAGGCUGACAGCUGCCCAGCUGGCACUGGUAAGUGGGAGUCUUGGCUCCCUUCCCUAUGUGGGGUCCAGCAGCCAACCCUCCCUUCCUCGCUCCCCCUUGGCAUUUAUUCCUGUAGCCACUGGGCUAAUCUCCCCCAAGCUUCAAGCUGUACAUAGGGCCUCUCAAUGCACGAGUCUCUCUGCCCAUAUCGUAUCCUCUCCCUCCACGAAGGCCUGCAUGUGCAUAGAGCGCCCCUCCCUCCCGGUUAACCCCCAGCCCCCGUCCCUGAGUGCUGACUCCUCUAUUUAUCGUGUACCAACUCUGACUCUGCAGUGGGCAGAGGGAAGCAGCCCUGGGCCUGCUUUCUUCCUGCUCCUGUUCUUUUCUUCCGAAGUAAAUAUACGUAUAUAAAUAAAUGUAAAAAUAUGGCUUUGUAUCUGA